AUGCGCGCGCUCACCCUUCCCACGCCGCGCGACACGGUGACGUCGCGACCACGCAUUCGCUGCGACGCGUCCACGUCAUCGAACGACGCCCCGAGGCGCGUCGGUAGGAUUAAAUCCAUCGAAACCUUCCCACUCAAAGGUGCUCGAGGCGUGUCGAUUGAACAAACGACGGUUCAUAUCGGGACGAGCGUUCCACGCGAUCGAGAGUUUGCCUUGUUGCGGAGCGAGAACGAGGAGAGGUGGGGCUCAGACGACGUCGAGGCGUCGGCUGGGAGAAUCUUGCGAACAGGAGAAAAGAAGGAUGAGGGGCAUCACUCGAACAAGCACUUGUUUCAUCAGCUCAUCACCGACCCGUCGCUGGCAAAAUAUCGUGGAAUCGCGAUCGGUUCGAGAGGUUUGGCGAUCGAGUGCGCACAGAGCGGAGAGGUGUUGGUAAGGUGCGAGGAUUACGACGAGGAUGCGUCCGGAAGACGAGCGAUCGAGACGUUUUUCGCUUCGCGAUUGGAGACGGCGCGCGCGGAGGCGCCGCCGACGUUAACACGGGCAGAGGGACACUCGUUCACGAACGUCGGUGGACGGCCGAAAGAACAUGUCUUGCACAUAAAUACUGUUCCCAGUGUUCGAGCGGUGUACGAUGCGUGCACAAAAAGCGCUCCGGAAGGGAUGAGAGAGACCUUGGAUGAGUUCGCCAUGCGCUUUCGUCCAAACAUCGUCGUCGAGGACGAAUCGGGCCGUCUUCGCGCCUUUGACGAAUUCGAGUGGUGCAAUCGAAACGUGCGCAUUGGUUCGAAGUGCGUUUUACGUGUGAACGAACCCACGAUUCGAUGUCCCAGUACGCGCGUGCGUUAUGAAGAUUCCGAAACGGACGUCGCACGCCCGGAUGUCGACAUCCGAACGGACUUCCCAGACCUCAGAGCCUCCAUCUUCGGUCGAGACGCUAUCGAGCUCGCGAGUAAGGGGUCAUACCUAGGUCUCUACGCCGUCGCCAUCGUCCCUGGAUCGAUUGAAGUCGGUGACGACGUGUACGUCCUGUAG
This is a messenger RNA of Ostreococcus tauri, 1035 nucleotides long. Its product is annotated as Molybdenum cofactor sulfurase, C-terminal. Bases 1 to 1035 code for a protein of 344 amino acids. The record is from RefSeq and is a predicted model, not a curated record. Gene Ontology annotation, molecular function: catalytic activity; molybdenum ion binding; pyridoxal phosphate binding. Lineage: Eukaryota; Viridiplantae; Chlorophyta; Mamiellophyceae; Mamiellales; Bathycoccaceae. The transcript has a single exon.